AUGAUGAAGUUUGGGCGUUUCCUAAAGCAAUGGGAACUUAAGUAUUUUUUAAAACCUAGAUCUAAUCAUUUUAAUUCAGAAAAUUGUCAAAUAAAUGGAAGAGAAAAAGAAAUGAGUAUUUUUAAAAAAUUAAUUUUGAUAGGGGGAGGAGAAUGGACAGAAAAUAAGGAAAACGAAAUGAAAGAGAAAAAAAAAUAUUCUAUAGAAAAAGAUUGUGUAAAAAAAUGGACUACUUUUUUGGAAGAAAAUUAUGAACAAAUAAAAAAAGAAUUGAAUAAAAAAGAAAGACAAGUUAAAAAUUCUUAUGAGCAAUAUUUAUAUGAAUGUAUUAAAAAUAAUAAUUAUAAUGAUUUAUUAAUAGCUGAUAUUAUAUAUAAAAAUAAUAAAAAAAUAUUAUGUAUAGGAGAAGGGAAUUUGUCUUUUAGUGCAUUGUUACAAAAAAGGCUUAUUAAGUGUAAUGUUGUUGCAUCGUCUAUGGAAAAUGAAGAUUUGCUAGAACAAAAUUAUGGAGAAUUAUUUAUAAAAAAUAAAAAAAUAUUAGAAACAAAUGGUGGUAUAUAUAUACAAAAUAUUAAUGUAGAAACUGUAGAUAAACAUUUUUUAAAAAAUAUGUUUGAUAUUAUUAUUUUUAAUUUCCCAUUUACAUUACCAUCAAAGGAAUUUGUAGAACAAAAAUGGAAUAAACAGCUAGCUAGCCAAAAUGAAGAAAAAAAAAAUAGCUAUAUUAAAUAUUAUAAAAAAGAAGAAUAUUAUUUAAUGAAUAAACUAAUAUAUUAUUUAUUUAAAAAUUCUUAUAUUUUAUUAAAAGAAAAUGGAUAUUUACAUUUACGAAUAAAUGAUAAAUAUUUAACAUGUAGUUUUCCACGUGAUUUUAAUAUGCAUUUCCAACAAAAAAUAGAUUUUUAUGAUUCCUAUUUUAUUUAUAAAAAUAUGAAAUACAUUCCUUCAAUGUAUAAUUAUAAUUUUUUUAAUAAUAAAGGCAAAACGAAUGUUAUGUUUACAUCACAUGGAAAAAUUUUCAAAGGAUUUAAAAUGGAAUACACAUCAACAUUAGUUUUCAAAAAAAUAUGA
Messenger RNA from Plasmodium vinckei vinckei, 1071 nucleotides. Its product is annotated as conserved protein, unknown function. The transcript has a single exon. The record is from RefSeq and is a predicted model, not a curated record. Gene Ontology annotation, biological process: rRNA base methylation. Gene Ontology annotation, molecular function: rRNA (uridine-N3-)-methyltransferase activity. NCBI's taxonomy places the organism in Eukaryota, Apicomplexa, Aconoidasida, Haemosporida, Plasmodiidae. Bases 1 to 1071 code for a protein of 356 amino acids.